AUGGUGCAGCAACAACAGCCGAACCCAGCCCACCAACGCCUCGGCCUGGCCGCGCUCGUGGCCGCCUUCGCGGCGCUCGUCGCGCUGGGCAUCAGCGCCGAGCGACGGAUCGACGUGGCCGAGGUCGCGCGCGAGACGCCGCGGCCGGACGACGUGUUGCUCGCGAGCUUCCCGAAGAGCGGGUCGCACUGGGCGCGCUUUCUGAUCCUGCGCCUGCUCGACGAGAAACUCGACGCCCUCACGUUCGCCGAGGCGGAGCGGCGUAUGCCGGACCUCGAGCUGGGCCCGGCGCGCCAGGCGUUCAACCGCGGCCCACGCGGGCGCGUGUUCAAGAGCCACCAGCCCUGGCGCGCCGGCGCGAUCGGCACGGCCGAGCACCGAUCCGUCGGCGGCGAGCCCUGUGCAGCAGAGCUUAAAAAUAUGGACUGGUCGCAGUGCCUCUGCCCGAACUGCCCUGAGCGGUGGCGGCGCAUCAUCUACAUGGUCCGGGACCCGCGCGCCACCCUUUGCUCCUUUUACAAGUUUCAGACGCAGCUCGGGAACGUUGCGAACACGUCGUCCUACGCGGACUUUUUGCGGAUGGACGAGAGUCGGUACGGCUUCGACUGGCCAAAGCACGUGACGAGCUACCUCGACGCCGCCGCCGACGCCGACGUUUUUUUCCUCAAGUACGAGGACCUCCAUAGUAAGCCGGAGGCAACGCUGAGCGAGUUGGCGACGUGGCUCGGCACCGAUGUGACGCAGGAGCGCCUCGCGGACGUCAUACGCAUGAGCGACAGAAAAGCGAUGCAACGCGCCGAGGAGGCCACGGGCACGCCUCUCUUCGACCAGCUCUACCCCGAUGCGCGCCGGAACGGCUUCCGGCUCGUCCGGGAAGGCUCGACGACGGCGUGGCGCGACGAGUGCGGGGAAGCCGAUUUCGACGCGCUGCUACCGGGCUGGCGGGAGGCCAUGGGGCGGCUGGGGUACGCCUUGUAG
Messenger RNA from Pelagomonas calceolata, 978 nucleotides. The record is from the annotation of a GenBank genome assembly. NCBI's taxonomy places the organism in Eukaryota, Pelagophyceae, Pelagomonadales, Pelagomonadaceae.